AUGGUUGACUUCGGUGCUUCCAAGAAGACAUUGCUGACAGGAUUCAUAUUGAUGGCAUAUUCAGACAUUCUGAAUAAUAGAACAUAUGACCUUGUUGGAGUAGAUCAAGGAUAUACAACUUUCAAAGGUUACCACUACAAUGCGGAAAAAGACAUGUAUGACGAAGUGUUCAGCCACAAACACAAGGAAAAGAUCCAUCUAGUUAUCCCUGCGGACUUUACUGGAACCGGAAAUGUAAGCUACAUUCUUGUCUCGAAGAAAGGCCCGGAAAAGUUUAAUAUUUACAUUUACUUCCGAGACUAUGACGAAUCCCGGUAUCUCGGAGAAUCUAUUACAGUUCCGCUGCUUUACGCUUGCCCAGAUGACUUACGCCCACAACUACUUGUACAGUAUAGCGACGGACUUAAGAAAAUUAGAAUUGACGAGAGCGGAAAUAUGAUCAAAGAACCUGCCGACGAGUAUGGAAAGCUUCAUAAGGAACAUACAUCUGCAUUUGUUGAGGUUGAUGGGAGUAUGAAAGCCUGUCUUUGCCUUGUUCUAGAUGAUGGCCAUGGAGGAAGACUUCUGAGGAUUCUGAGCAACAGAAAUGGAGAGUUUAUAAAUUACUUUGAGAUGAAACUACCUGAUGAGAUCGGCCCUAUAGUUUUUGGAGACUUCAAUGGAAAUGGGAUGAAUGACAUGGCAUUUGUUCAGAAGAAUGGAGAAAAAUAUCUCCUAAAGAUUUACUUUAAUACAACCUCUAGAGUUGGUGAUGGAGACAAGAGACUUCUUGGAGGAUUUCUCCCUCACCAGAUUGAUAGCACCAUAUUUUCGGAAGGAAACAUGAAAGUCAUAGACCUAAGCGAAGAAUUUCCAAACUGCACACCAGUAAUAAGGUCUGAAGAUCACUUCGAAGGCCUUCCCUACGGGAUAUUUAAUGCAGAUCUCAGGGCAAAGGGAAGGCAGGACUUCUUCAUUAUAAUGAAAGACAUAGACAGCAGCAUCCGGAUUGGAGUCCUCGAAAACAACUCGAAUCCAGAUGACAUUCGGUUGGGAAAGGCAGAGUAUAACGAAGAUAUCUUUGGCCUCAAAAACAUCAUCUCGAUAAGUUGUUGCGACUAUAACAACAAGGGACGAGAGGCAGUGUUCUUAAAUAGAGUUGUGGACAAUAAUGCUGUUGUGGAGGCAUACAAAAAUGAUCUUUCAAAGGAAAACCUUAAACUCAGUCUAUCAACCAUUCAUCCUGGACUACAGAAGUAUGGAUCUGUUGUCCCAGGGGUGUCGUAUCUGGUAUCCUAUGGAGAUGGAGAAAGAAUUAUCAUUUCGAAUCAAACACCAUACAGUACGUUUGUACAUCUAAAGCACCAGGUGGCGUACAUUGGACUGGGUACAAUGAACCUUAUAGUCGACAGUCUGAUGAUAGGAACACCUGGAAAGAACGGGAGUCCAUAUGCAGGCCCAUAUGUGAUAGAUUCGAUAGCCAUUCCAAACACGGACCUAGUUGUAUAUUUGGAAGAAAACGAGAAAUACACUGUAGAGGCACAUUUCAUUGUUGGAGAUCAUUUCAAAACUAUUAUCGGGACAUUGCUUAUAGUUGCAGGAGUGAAUCUUGCCUUUAUACUCUUACUCCAAUACAGAGACAGAAGAAGAAUUAUAAAAGCAAAGAAUAUGGACAAACUUCAUCCACUUUUCUCUACGUUGCAAUAG
Molecule: messenger RNA, 1686 nt
Organism: Encephalitozoon intestinalis ATCC 50506
Lineage: Eukaryota; Fungi; Microsporidia; Unikaryonidae
Exons: 1
Coding region: 1-1686 (561 amino acids)
Cellular component (GO): plasma membrane
Source: RefSeq, a predicted model, not a curated record